Molecule: messenger RNA, 1041 nt
Organism: Corylus avellana
Lineage: Eukaryota; Viridiplantae; Streptophyta; Magnoliopsida; Fagales; Betulaceae
Source: RefSeq, a predicted model, not a curated record
AUGAACAAUGGUUGUGCUCUUCAAGCAACAUUGGGUGAUGAUGAGAAUAAGGAUAAUCUUGAUGUUAAUUGUGUAGCAUUUUCUGCUAAUUGUGAUAAUUCUUUUCUUGCUAUUGAUUUUACCUAUAUCUCUCAUAUUAAUGAACAUUGUGCAACUUCUCUUAAUGAUUUGACUAACCCUUGCUCAAAUAUGUGUAGUGAGGAUGAAUCUAAUGACCAAGCCAAUUACCUUGCUCUUGGCAUUUCCUUUAAUAGUGAUGAUGAGUCCAAUGACUCCAUUUGUUCUAAUGAGAACACUAUUAAAGAAUGCAAUCUUCAAGAUUCCUUUAAUUGUUUGAUGGAAAAAUUUACGGUUUUAAGGAAAGAAAAUCUAAGGAGUCUUGAAGAUGUAAGGUCGUUGGAACUUGAAAAGAGUAAGUUGCUCAAUGACUUAGGUGAUUCACAUGCUAUUUAUAACACUUUGAAAUCAGAAAAUCAUGUGUUAAUCACCAAGGUCAAAUCCCUUGAGAAGGAGCUUGAUGAAUCAAGGAAUCACUUUAAAAAAAUUUCUAGUAAGAAACUCGAUGAUAUGUUGAAAAACCAGAAAAGUUCUUGUGAUAAAACUGGUUUGGGAUUUGAUAAAGUUGCUGCUUCUUCAAACCAUGCUUCUUCUUCCAAGAUAAUCUUUGUCAAAUCACAGAAUGUGGAAGAAACCAAUGGAGAAGAAAAGCCGGAGGUUGCUCCUUCCUCAAAUAAAAGAGGAAAGGAAGUCAAGGCUAAGAAGAAAGAAAAGGCCUCUCCGACUUCUAACGGGAAGAAAGGUAAGAAUGGUGAGGUUCAUCCUACAAAAUCUCCUUUACCCAAGAACAAGUUUAAUCAUGUUCAUCCUUCUCAAAGGGUUGCUCGAACUUGUCAUCAUUGUGGGAAGAUAGGUCACAUUCGACCUAAUUGUUUUAAGUUGAAACCUCAUGAACAUAAAAGAAAAACUUGCUACUUUAGGAAUGAUUUUAAAAGGAUUAAGUGCCAUGAUGAAGACAAUGAUGACAAGGUUGGACAAGCAUGA